CCUUGUCAGGAUUCUGUGAGUGUUCAGAUUGAGUCAGUAGGGUUGUCAGUCAGGGGUUAGAGUUUAAGUGGUGAGGAGUGGAAUCGUUCUGAUUGUGCACCUAUCACCAUGGUUGAGACCCAUAGUGGGAUAGACACUAGCCCCUACACCAAGGAGCAGCAAGAAAAGAUGGCCGCCUUAGUGAGAGAAAACAACGAGAGGAAAGAGCGCGAGAAGCAGGCAAAGUUAAAGGCUAUCGCAGAGGAGCAGGCGGCCAAGAUGAAGGAAUUGGAGGAGGAGAUGGAAAAAAAGAAGAAGGUUGCUGAAGAAGAAGCGGCAGCAAAAGAAGAAAAAGAGAGAAUGCGUAUUGAGAGUAGAGAGGGGAGUAGUGGCACGAAGAGAGAUACAGACGCAGAGAUGGAGAGGAGAAUAAGUGAGUGGGUUGCUAAUUUAUCGUUGGGAGAAGAUGAGGAGGCAGAGUCCUAUGUGACUCAGGAUGAGAGGGAAGCGCUGGCCAAUGAGCUAGCACCAAUGGCAGAUCCUAUGGAACGGAUAGAGAUAGAGCCUGGCAGUAGAACUCGUAAGGGUGCGGUUUACAGGAUGUCCCCUAGGGAGUUAGAGGAGUUGCGCAAGCAGUUAGACGAGUUCCUCGAGAAAGGUUGGAUCAGGACCAGUUCGUCUCCUUUUGGAGUACCAAUUUUAUUUGUCCCCAAAAAGGAAGGAGAGCUUCGUAUGUGUAUAGACUAUAGGGGUUUGAACGCGAUUACUGUGAAGAAUGUCGAGCCACUGCCCAGGAUAGACGAUCUUUUAGAUCGGGUGCAGGGUUGUAAGUAUUUCUCUAAGAUAGACUUAAAGUCCAGUUAUCAUCAGAUAGAGGUCCAUCCUGAUGACCAGUACAAGACUACGUUCCAGACUAGAUACGGGCACUAUGAGUUUGUAAUGAUUCCCUUUGGACUAACCAACGCGCCAGCCACUUUUCAGCGUUGUAUCAAUGACCUGUUUAGACCAUGGUUAGACAAGUUUGUGGUAGCCUACCUAGAUGACAUAUUAGUCUUUAGCAAGACCCUCCAAGAGCAUCAGGGUCAUUUGAGGCAGGUCUUGGAGAAGCUGAGAGAGGCUAACUUCAAGAUCAAUCCAAAGAAGUGCGAGUGGGACAAGACACAAGUCUUGUACUUGGGCCACGUAUUAGACGAAGAUGGCAUUAAGCCAGAGGACAGCAAGAUCGCGGCGAUUAGAGACUGGUCGACGCCCCGCACAUUGAGAGAGUUGCGGUCGUUCCUAGGCCUAGCUAAUUAUCAUAAAAAGUUCGUCAGAAACUUCUCCACUAUCGCCGCUCCCCUGCGCAGGUUGCUUAAGAAAGAGGCAAUCUGGCAAUGGGACAAAGACUGUGUGUCUGCGCUAAAGAGACUGAAGCGCGCGUUGAUAGAGUACCCUGUCCUCAAAGUAGCUGAUCCGUCUCUGCCUUUUGUCGUCACCACGGACGCGAGUCAGUAUGGGAUAGGCACGGUGUUGCAGCAAGACGACGACAAUGGCUAUAGACCCGUAGAGUUCAUGUCCGCGAGGAUGCCCUCAGAGAAGGUAGCCAUCUCGACGUACGAGAGAGAACUCUACGCUCUCAGGCAGGCCUUCGAGCACUGGAAGCAUUACCUGCUUGGGAGGCACUUCAAAGUGUAUUCUGACCAUGAAAUACUCAGAUGGUUAAAGACUCGGGCCAAGAUGACACCUAAGUUGACUAGGUGGGCCGCGAAGAUAGACCAAUACGACUUUGAGCUCAAGCCAGUGAAGGGCAAGUACAACGUAGUUGCGGACGCUCUGAGUAGGAGAUCAGACUACGUUGGAGCUAUAGUAAACUAUCUGGAUAUAGGGAGAGACCUGCAGGAGAAAGUGAAGCAAGCAUAUGCGCAGGACCCUAUCUAUAGCGACCUCCUAAAGAGAGUUAGAGAGGCCCCAAAGACUGAGCCAUAUUACCGCACUACAGACGGRUUGCUGUUUGAGAAGACUAACGUAUUUGACCGCCUGUGCGUUCCCAACAACGAAGAGAUUCAUAGUCUGAUCCUAGGGGAAUGCCACGAUACCGAGGGACAUUUCGGUUGGCAAAAGACUUUAGCCAACCUGAUGCGUGCGUACACCUGGCCAUGAAUGAAGAAUGACUGCAUAGAGUAUGUUCCCAGUUGUAAAGUAUGCCAACGUA
This is a messenger RNA of Chara braunii, 2170 nucleotides long. The record is from the annotation of a GenBank genome assembly. Lineage: Eukaryota; Viridiplantae; Streptophyta; Charophyceae; Charales; Characeae.